Thermothelomyces thermophilus ATCC 42464 is the source of this 805-nucleotide messenger RNA. RefSeq lists its product as uncharacterized. The transcript is spliced from 2 exons. The coding region runs from base 148 to 777 and encodes 209 amino acids. The record is from RefSeq and is a predicted model, not a curated record. NCBI's taxonomy places the organism in Eukaryota, Fungi, Ascomycota, Sordariomycetes, Sordariales, Chaetomiaceae.
CUUGGCAAAUCGCGGGGUCAAUCAACCGCUCUGCUUCGGCGCCUUUGCAUCAUUGAAACCGAAGCCAAACGCCCCACGGUACUUUCCUUUCCAUUCAGAUCCUGCUUGCGUAUCCACACAUUCCCGUAGCAGGAUUGCAACAACGCCAUGUCAGACUGGAGACAGGAGUAUCUCGCCGGCAUCAGAGAUGCCGAAAAGCAGCAUCCAGUCAAUCAAGAGCUUAUCUCGGCGUAUUCGCAACUGCUCGACCGUGUCUCCGUCCUCGAAGCUGAGAAAGCCGCCCGCGAAACCCAGGCCCAGCCCUCCGCUCCCCCACCCAAAUCCGGCACUUCGAAAGACCCAACACCCCCGCCUCCCGACUCCUCUUCCCCGGACGACACUCCCUUAGUAGCACGACUCCGCCUUGAGCUGGCCGAAGCUCUCCGCGCAAAAGGGCAAUUCCAACAACGUCUCCAGGCGGCAGAGGAGGAGCUCGCACGCCUCCGCAGCAAGACAGCCUCCGACUCCAAAGCGCUCCGUGAUCUCACGGCUGAGCGGCGUACUCUCGCCUUGAAGUUGCGAGACCGCGAGGAGGAGCUCCGCGUCAAAACCAAGCUCGUUGCGGACGUACAGGACGAGCUGGCGGUGCUCAACAUGCAGCUCGACAUGGUGGAAAGGAGGCGAGCCGAACAGGAAGCCGAGAACAAGCAACUCGUCGAGAGAUUCAUGAAGCGGGUAGGACAGGAGGUUGAGGCCAUGAACCUAGCAAACGAUCCCCUGUUCAACCGGCGGAAAUGACCGCACAAGUCAAGGAUUCGGAAGAGAA